Messenger RNA from Fonsecaea nubica, 1593 nucleotides. RefSeq lists its product as hypothetical. Gene Ontology annotation, molecular function: magnesium ion binding; ribose phosphate diphosphokinase activity. Gene Ontology annotation, biological process: ribonucleoside monophosphate biosynthetic process; purine nucleotide biosynthetic process; 5-phosphoribose 1-diphosphate biosynthetic process. The record is from RefSeq and is a predicted model, not a curated record. Gene Ontology annotation, cellular component: cytoplasm; ribose phosphate diphosphokinase complex. NCBI's taxonomy places the organism in Eukaryota, Fungi, Ascomycota, Eurotiomycetes, Chaetothyriales, Herpotrichiellaceae. The coding region runs from base 1 to 1593 and encodes 530 amino acids. The transcript is spliced from 7 exons.
AUGCCACCAGACUUGAUUGUUCCUCCUACCCUUGCUACUGCUCUUCAGAAUGCUUCGUCGGUGAUCGCAUCUCCUCAACACUCCUCCGAAGCCAUGGCGUCAAACUCGAUCAAGCUCUUGACUGGGAACAGUCACCCGGAGCUGGCGCAUGCCGUCGCCAAAAGACUGGGUAUCGAGCUCGUCAAGAUUAUGGUGUUGCAAUACUCGAACCAAGAGACCAGUGUCACGAUCGGCGAGUCGGUCAGAGACGAAGAUGUCUUCAUCCUUCAAUCGACCCGACCAAACGACAUCAACGACGGCCUGAUGGAACUGCUCAUCAUCUGCAACGCCUGCAAGACCGCCUCCGCCCGCCGUGUCACCGCCAUCCUACCGAACUUCCCCUACGCGAGACAAGAUAAAAAGGACAAGUCGCGAGCUCCCAUCACGGCAAAACUCAUGGCAAACAUGCUUCAGACGGCGGGCUGCAACCAUGUCAUUACCAUGGACUUGCACGCUUCGCAGAUUCAAGGCUUCUUCAACGUGCCAGUGGACAAUCUCUACGCAGAGCCUAACAGUGUCAAAUGGAUUCGGGAAAACCUCAUGCAUGCGAGCGAGACCGGCUUGGAGGUGAACGGACCAAGGCAGGAGUGUGUCAUUGUGAGCCCGGAUGCUGGGGGAGCCAAGCGAGCCACAUCCAUGGCCGACAAACUCGAUUUGCCAUUUGCUUUGAUACACAAAGAACGAUCCCGGCCUAACGAAGUCUCGCGAAUGACGCUGGUGGGCACGGUGCAAGAUAAAGUGGCCAUUGUGGUGGACGACAUGGCAGAUACCUGUGGCACACUCGCAAAAGCCGCCGAUACGCUGAUCAAACACGGGGCGAAGGAUGUGGUUGCGCUCGUCACUCAUGGUAUUUUGUCAGGGAAAGCCGUCGAGACUCUGCGAAACUCGUCGCUGAGCCGCUUGGUCAUGACCAAUACGGUCCCGGUCAGCGAGGACAAGAUCGAAGCUCUCAGGGUUCCUGAAGGCCAGAAGGGAUGCAGGCUCGAGUUUAUUGACAUUGCUCCCGUCCUGGCGGAGGCCAUCAGGCGGACGCACAAUGGCGAAAGCCUCAGCUCCAGUCAAGGCCAAGCGACACUUCCAGACAACGACGACAACGAAAACGACCACAAAGGCUCCAUCAACAACAACGGUGAAACCUCCAUCUACCUCGACUACCAAGCCUCCUUCUACUACGACGACAAGGUCAACGUCAACAUCCAAAACGAUCACACCAUCUACCACCACAACGACGACGACGACCACCACCACCACCACUACUACCACCACCACAAGCACCAUUCCGACCACUACCCCAAGUACUACCACCACAACAACAACUACAACGACAACGACGACGACCACAACGACAAGCGCUGCGCCAUCUCCUGUCUGCUCAGACCUGUACCAGCAGUUCCGACUGUAUCAGCCUUGAUGGCACGACAGAUUGCACCUGCUAUUCUCGCAUCUCCGGCUGUGGAACUGACGGCGAUGGCGUCUGUCUACCAACAGAUCAAUUCAGCACCCCCACGCCCUGCACCGACGAUUCCCAAUGCCCGGUUCUGUCUUACUGUGUAG